Molecule: messenger RNA, 2654 nt
Organism: Linum tenue
Lineage: Eukaryota; Viridiplantae; Streptophyta; Magnoliopsida; Malpighiales; Linaceae
Source: the annotation of a GenBank genome assembly
CGAUCCAUCAACAUUUCAGACGCGCUUCGUUUCGUGCAAGCAAACCGUAUUCUCUUCUCUUGUCCUCAACUGUAAGUAAUACUUCAAGAAAAAUUCUCUUUAGGUUUUCUUCUUUCAGAUUUGAUUAGUAUUCAUUACACAGUCAAUUCGUUAGUCGUCGUUCAACUCUCUGUUCGCCAUUUUUGGAGGCUUAACGGCAGAGUAGCUCAUUGGCUAUAAGCUCUAAGAUCUUGUACAUACAUAGUAUAUCAAUUGGUAAAAAAAGAAGAAAAAUAUGAGCAGUAGCAGUUCGAUCGGAAUCUCUACUGUGAAACCCUGUUGUAGAAUCUUAAUAGGUUACAGAGGGUCUUCAAUCUUCGGAUCUCAUGCCCGGAGUUUAGAUAACCCUAAUUCGUCGAAAUCUCAUUCGAAAUCGAUCCAUAACCGUGGAUCUUACUGUUCUAGUAGUAGGAAUAGUGGCAGGUCGUCUCAUUGUAUAGUUCAGAGAUGUAUAGCCCACCAACCUAGUAGUGUUGUCCAUGGAGGAAGGGCUUUUAUUAGUAGUGCUUCAGCUUCUUCCAAUAGUAUUAUCCGUUCCAGGAUUUCCGCGGCUGGUUUUUAUGCCGAUAGUGGGAUCCUUAGGAGGAGGGGUGUUUUGUUAGUCCCCAAGGUCGCGUCGGAUUAUAGGAACCAAUCGACGUCUGUAGAUAAUAAUCAUGUCAAUGAGAAAGGGUUCGAGCAGAUUUACAUCCAGGGAGGCUUCAAUAAUGUCAAGCCUCUAGUGAUUGAAGAGAUUGAAAAAAGUGGGAAUAGUGUAGUUUUGAAUGGGUCAGCUGUGGACUUGGAUUAUUUCAAGGAGUUGAAUGAAAAGACAACUCCCCAGGAGAAGGAUGAGCGAGUCGCGUCUGAGAUUGAGAAGGAGGCUUGGAAGUUGCUUAGAGCUGCCACAGUCACGUAUUGUGGCAGUCCAGUGGGGACGGUUGCAGCUAAUGAUCCUGGUGAUAAGCAGCCGUUGAAUUAUGAUCAGGUCUUCAUUCGUGAUUUUGUGCCGUCUGCCCUUGCCUUUUUGCUUAAUGGGGAUGCAGAGAUUGUCAAGAACUUCCUCCUUCACACAUUGCAAUUGCAGAGUUGGGAGAAGACCGUGGACUGUUACAGUCCUGGACAAGGGUUAAUGCCAGCAAGUUUCAAAGUUAGAUCUGUGCCUUUAGAAGGAACUGAAGGAGAGUUUGAAGAGGUGCUUGACCCUGAUUUUGGUGAAUCAGCCAUUGGACGUGUUGCCCCUGUCGAUUCAGGGUUAUGGUGGAUAAUUAUGUUAAGAGCUUAUGGAAAGAUCACUGGUGACUAUACUCUGCAAGAGAGGGUUGAUGUCCAAACAGGCAUAAGACUGAUACUGAACUUGUGUUUAAGUGAUGGAUUCGACAUGUUCCCUACUCUAUUAGUAACUGAUGGCUCCUGCAUGAUUGAUAGACGAAUGGGUAUUCACGGGCACCCUCUCGAAAUCCAGGCUUUGUUCUAUUCGGCUCUAAGAUGUGGCCGUGAGAUGCUCACCGUCCACGAUGGAACCAAGAACCUGGUGGCUGCAAUCAAUAAAAGACUCAGUGCCCUCUCAUUCCACAUGAGAGAGUACUACUGGGUCGACAUGAAGAAGAUAAAUGAAAUCUACCGCUACAAAACCGAGGAAUACUCAACGGAUGCAGUUAACAAGUUCAAUAUCUAUCCGGAGCAAAUCCCUUCAUGGCUUGUGGAUUGGAUCCCUGAGGAAGGCGGCUAUUUUAUGGGUAACCUUCAACCUGCUCACAUGGACUUCAGAUUCUUCACCCUGGGAAAUCUAUGGAGCAUUAUUUCCUCUUUGGGAACUCGUGAACAGAAUGAGGGCAUCUUGGAUUUGAUCGAUACCAAGUGGGACGAUCUAGUUGCACAUAUGCCUCUCAAGAUCUCCUACCCUGCUAUGGAAGGCGAAGAAUGGCGUAUCAUUACUGGCAGUGACCCAAAGAACACGCCAUGGUCGUAUCACAAUGGUGGAUCUUGGCCAACCCUCCUAUGGCAGUUCACAUUGGCGUGCAUCAAGAUGGGGAGACCUGAACUGGCGCAGAAAGCCGUGAGUCUUGCGGAGCAGAGGCUAGCAGCUGAUGGUUGGCCAGAAUACUACGACACUCGUGGUGGCAGAUUCAUUGGCAAACAGUCACGUAACUACCAGACAUGGACCAUUGCUGGUUUCCUGACGUCAAAGAUGCUUCUGGAGAACCCGGAGAAAGCAUCGCUGCUGUUCUGGGACGAGGACUACGAGCUGCUCGAGACGUGCGUUUGUGCAUUGGGUGGGAAAGCCAGUCGCAAGAAAUGCUCGAGGUUUGCUGCCAGAUCACAGGACGGCGCCUGAUCAGAAGGUUCCUUGUUCGUUGGCAACCUGUUGAUGAUAAUGAUGAAAAAGAAGUAAUAAGGAGUGGAGUCACUGCCUACUCCAUUAUCCCCUGUAGCGUAUGGCAAUAAUUUUUUUUCUUGACUCCAUUUUCAUGAACCUUCAUACGCUCCAACAUUGUUUGUUAACUGUAAGCUUUAUUUAUUUAACUUGUGGUUAUGUUAUUCGUUCAUUUGUUAAGUUCUUUUCCUAAACUCUUUUCAGUGAAAGACAUCUCGUAAUGAUCAUUGUGCAAACGUAUGAAUUGCUCGUAGUACGG